AUGAUUACUAAGUUGUUUCUACUAUUCCCCCUGCUAAUUGCACCAGCAACGUGCACUUUGGGAACGCAGGUGAUCAGCUAUGACAACAAGCGAAUGCUGCAGCUUAUCGUGGACUCCAAUGGCACCGUUUCCGAGCAACUUUUCCUGGUGGCAGCCACUUGGGGCAAGCUGAAAGCCGACUAUCCCAAAGACAUAGCCAAAAUCGAGGACUUGGAGGAGACCCUGCAGCUUGUGGUGUGUCGGAAGAAGGGUAACGCCACAAUUCGACAUCAUCUAGAGGGUUAUCUCAUUCGCGAGCAGAUCCGGGAACAUCUGGAAAUCCUAAACAUGACUGAUCUGUUUAAGGAGGCCCUGGAAUCCGAGGAGCAUCAGCUGGGAAAGUGGCAGUUUUCUAUUGGCCAGCAUUCCCGGAAGCUCCAUUGCCUUUUUAAGCCAAAUCAACUGAACAGGAUUCUGGAUAAGGUGAUUCGUCGAGUUUACACUUUGAAGAACUCCAGCAAAUUGGCUGCUUUUCUAUACCAACUUUACGUAUCCGGAAACCGGGAGUCAUAUGUUUCAAUGGUUCAAGCAGAGUUGAUACUCUAUGAACGCUAUAAAAGUGGCGAACAAAAUAGCCAGGAGUUCUCGGCGUACAUGGCUAAGCUCUGGCAGAGCCUCCAACUGGAGGACUUCUAUCCGGGUCUAGAUCAAAACACCAAACAGCGACUCGUGGACGCUAUUAUUGACCUCCUGAAAUUCCUCUGAAUUUUCCAAUCUCUUCAAGACUUUUUGUGAACUUUAUUUUGUGUGCUUUGAGUGUUGUAAUACCUUGAUUUGAAUAAUGUUUUUGCUUGUCUAACAUCUGAGAUAAUUACAUAGGUGAAGGCUUGUGUUCUUUACAUUAAAAUAUCAUGUUGUACAUAGA
This is a messenger RNA of Drosophila eugracilis, 904 nucleotides long. RefSeq lists its product as uncharacterized. The record is from RefSeq and is a predicted model, not a curated record. Bases 1 to 744 code for a protein of 247 amino acids. The transcript has a single exon. Lineage: Eukaryota; Metazoa; Arthropoda; Insecta; Diptera; Drosophilidae.